Messenger RNA from Cygnus atratus (black swan), 8483 nucleotides. It is a transcript of the gene LMTK2, whose product is annotated as lemur tyrosine kinase 2. The coding region runs from base 1 to 4497 and encodes 1498 amino acids. Gene Ontology annotation, biological process: protein phosphorylation. The transcript has 14 exons. The record is from RefSeq and is a predicted model, not a curated record. NCBI's taxonomy places the organism in Eukaryota, Metazoa, Chordata, Aves, Anseriformes, Anatidae. Gene Ontology annotation, molecular function: ATP binding; protein kinase activity.
AUGCGGCAGCGCGGCGGGGCCGGGCGGCGGGGGGCCGGCCCGCAGCCCCUCGGCCCGCAGCUCCUCGGGCCCGUCCUCCCGGCCGCCCUCUUGCUCCCGCUGCUCCUGGGCGCCGCCGGGGCGGCUCCGCUUCCGCCAGAAGCGGCAGGACAAGGAGCUACAGUUGAACUUUCCUCAUCUUUUGUGAUUCUGUGUGUAUGUACUCUAGUAGUACUGGUAAUACUGCUUGUGAACUGUGUCUCCUGCUGCAAAGACCCUGAGAUAGAUUUCAAGGAAUUUGAAGAUAACUUUGAUGAUGAAAUAGAUUUUACACCUCCAGCAGAAGACACUCCAUCAGUUCAGUCUCCAGCAGAAGUUUUUACUCUUUCAGUUCCCAGUAUUGCUUUACCAACUCCCUCCCAGUUUCCAUCUCGCGCAGAUGGAUCAAAGUCUCAAGUUGCUCGUCAGAGUCUAAACUACAUCCAGGAAAUUGGAAAUGGCUGGUUUGGAAAGGUUCUGCUUGGAGAGAUCUAUACAGGCACUAGUGUGGCAAGAGUGAUAGUGAAAGAGUUGAAAGCAAGUGCAGGUCUCAAGGAGCAAGAACAGUUUUUAAGAAAUGGAGAACCAUACUAUAUUCUUCAGCAUCCAAAUGUUCUCCAGUGCAUCGGGCAGUGCGUAGAAGCCAUUCCUUACCUCCUAGUUUUUGAGUUCUGUGACUUGGGUGACCUAAAAACUUAUAUUUGCAACGAACAGGACCACAUUAAAGGAGAUUCACAAAUAAUGCUGCUACAGAGAAUGGCAUGUGAGAUUGCUGCUGGACUUGCUGUAAUGCAUAAGCAUAAUUUUGUGCAUAGUGACUUGGCCUUACGAAAUUGCUUUCUUACAUCUGAUUUAAAUGUCAAAGUAGGAGAUUAUGGUAUAGGAUUCAGUAGAUAUAAGGAAGAUUAUAUUGAGACAGAUGAGAAGAAACUUGUUCCUCUCCGAUGGACUGCACCUGAGUUAAUAACAAGUUUUCAAGACAGACUGUUAUCAGCAGAGCAAAAUAAAUACAGUAACAUAUGGUCCCUGGGUGUAACGUUGUGGGAGCUGUUUGAGAAUGCUGCUCAGCCUUACUCAGAAUUCUCUGACAGGGAAGUCCUAACCCAUGUCAUCAAGGAGAAGCAGAUUAAACUUUUUAAGCCACAUCUGGAGCAGCCAUACUCUGAUAGAUGGUAUGAAGUUCUGCAGUUCUGCUGGCUAUCUCCAGAAAAGAGACCAACAGCAGAAGAAGUGCAUAGACUUUUAACUUACCUUCGCAUGCAAAGCCAAAGGGACUCAGAGAUUGAUUUUGAACAGCAGUGGAAUGCUCUUAAACCAAACACCUCAAACAGAGAAACAAAUAAUUCUGCAUUUCCAAUCUUAGAUCACUUUACAGGAGAUAGACUUGGCCAUGAAAUGGAGGAAGUUCUUACUGUAACUGAAACAAGCCAGGGCCUCAGCUUUGAAUAUAUCUGGGAGGCAGCUAAACAUGAUCAUUUUGAUGAAUGUGGUCGUGUGAAUCCUGAUGAAGCAAUGGCAUACACAAGUAUUUUCUUUCCCGUGGAGGUUUUUGAGAGAUCGCUUUCAGAGCAAGGGCCAGGAGCACAGGAUGGAAGUGGUCAGGAAGCAUCGCUUGCUGUUCCUGGGGUGUUACCUGUGUUUGAUGCACACAAACUUUCUGUUGGAAAUGACUACUAUAUCCAGUUAGAGGAAAAAGGUAGUGGCUGCAGCAUGAAUUUCGAUAACCAAUCGGUUGUACUAACUACAGAAGUUGAUCAAGAAGCUGUUCAAGAAAAAAGUUCUCAUUUCAUGGUUCUCAGGGAUCUUGAUGUUGAAGAAUCUAGCACUGAUGGGGACUUCUUCCACUACAAUACAGAUCCUAAAGAGGAAUUUUUGCCUGCUAAUAGUAGUCCAGAAAGUCCUUUCCAGAAUAUAUUUAAUGACAUUAACAGAUCAGAAGAAUUAACGAACAGAAAAAUACUUGGUUUUGCUGAAACGAAUGAUAUUCCUAAAGACUUUAAACUGACUGUUUUAAACUCAAACACAGAUAUUACAAAUGUCACAGGCUUUGCUGAGAAAGAGCAUUCUAGUCAUGUUUCUGAAAACAAAGCAGUUUCCUUAGGUGAAAAUAUUUCUAACCAGUCUGACUUAGUAACUUUAGAAGAACUUUCUGGUAACUUCUUAUUUCUUCAAGAGAAAAACUUAUUAACAGGGAUAUUGUCUAACAAAACCAGCAGUGAUUUUGGGCAAAAACCAGAAACUGUUCUAAAAAGUAUGUUGGAAACCUCACAUAGAAACUCUGUAGAGCCUGAGCCUGUGUUGGCUGAAACUGCACAGGUCUUUUCUUUAGUAUGUGAAAAUCUUGGAACCAUGAAAGAUGAAAAUUGUAAUCCAGUAACAACGGAUAAAGAUAUGAAUUCUCAGACUGUAGAGAUGCAGGCAUCCUCUAGUCCAUCUGCAGCCUAUAAGUUGCAUGAUAAAUGUGCAAAUCUUCCUUAUUUGAAGGAUGAGGGAAAACUUUCAAAUGUGGAAGUCAACAAAGUCUUGUCCUGUAACACUGAUACUCUUUGUCAAGAAGAGCUGUCCAGUAAUACAAAAAAUAAUAAUGCUGGAAAUGAUCCAUAUUACGGUGUUGCUGUUAAAACAGAUGGGAGUGAUGUACAAAUGAAACAGGGAAUACUUUCCAAGUCUGAAAUAGCUUUUAAUAGGGAAAAAUCCAAUCAGGAAGAUACAGAAAGAAACUUGCAAAGUAAUUCUCCCAUAUUAAAAAAAGAUGAUUUGUCAGAGGAAAGACAAGAAACAUUAAGUCAUUUUGAGAAUUGUAAGGAUGUUCCAGAAGAGGUGACCUUAAUUUCUGUUGCUACUUCAGAUUGCACUAGUCAGGAUAGUCUUUUGGAAGACAGCCCAUCUCCUGUACAGACUGCAGAACAGGCCUUAGAGACACCUGACUCUUUGGAUUCUUUAGAUGUAAAUGAGGUUUUAGAAUCUUUACAGGCUCAAAGUCCUCAGAAACUUUUACCACCUGAUAAGCCUGCUGACAGUGGCUAUGAAACAGAGAAUCUGGAGUCUCCAGAAUGGACUUCCCAUAUUACUGUUGAGGAUGCUUCUAAUGCAGAUAUUGGUAACUGUGGUGUCAGUGAGAGCAAUGCCAAUGAUCUACCUUCUAAUCCAGUCAUAAUUGUUUCAGAAGCAGCAGCUUGUUUAGAUGCAGUAAACAAUUUUGAAAUAACCCCGGAGGUUUUUGUGGGUGGGAAUCAAAACUCCUAUAGAGACUCUGCCUAUUUCUCUGAUAAUGAUUCUGAGCCAGAUAAAAAAACAGAAGAGACUGUAAAUCUAUCAAGAGAGGCUAUGUGUAUCACGUCUGCAAAUAGAGGAGAGAAUAAUACUAAAAAGGAUUAUUGUUUUGAAGAGAGAGAGCAAAAGCGUGACCUAAGAAAUUACCAGGAUACCAGUAAUCAAAGUACAAAUCCAGAACUGAAUCACAAGAUAGAGAUACAAGAGAUGGAUGUAAGGAUACAGAGGUGUCCUGACGAGUGGACUGAGGCAACUCUGAAUUCCCUGGACAUAUCAAUGGAGAAUAACCUAAGGGAUGAAAUAAAGCUGUCGGAGUUUUCCCAUAAAAGUGUCUCUUGUGUUGGCACUAAUACUUCAGAACUUUUUUCACACAGAGACUUGAAAUCUGUGCAUAACAUACACAAUCCUUUAGAUUCGAGUAACAGUGAGAAGUCCUUCUAUCACGUUGAAGGACAAAAGUUGAAAGAGCCAGAUAUUGAAGGAAAAUACCUUGGCAAACUCGAUGUUUCUGGAAUGCUUGAUUUAGAAGAUGGCGAUGAUGCAGAUGAGGAAGAUGAAAACAGUGAUUCUGAGGAUGACAUGAGGACUUUUCAUAUGCAUAGUCUGAGUUCUGACAGUGAAGAUGAAACUGUUCAUCGAGUACCUGAGAUACUUACUGACAAGGAUGAUGGAAAGCAUCUGAGAAGCUUGUUAAAACUUCCAAAACCUCUUAAUGAAAGGCAACAUGAGCACUGGAAAAAUGAGAAAAAGGCUGUAACUUUCUUUGAUGAUGUCACGGUCUAUUUGUUUGAUCAGGAAACGCCAACUAAGGAGCUGGGAAACCGUGUAGCAGACCUUAAUGGCGAAGGCUCUCACAGCACUCCUGCUCCAUCUUCGGGUUUUAGUUACUUAAAUAGAUUCACAAAUUCAGAAAGCUCGACAGAUGAAGAAGGUGGCGGUUUUGAAUGGGAUGAUGACUUCUCUUCUCCAGAGCCAUCCUUUAUAUCAAAGGCAGCUAAUAGCCUUAUUAGCUCUAAACCACCUCUUCAGUCAAAAUACUUCUCUCCACCUCCACCCACCCGGACUUCUGAACAGAACUGGUCACACUCAUCCCCAUAUUCUAGAUUCUCUAUCUCUCCUGCAAACAUGGCAAGCUUUUCCCUUACACAUCUUACAGAUUCAGAUAUAGAGCAAGGAGGAAGCAGUGAAGAUGGAGAAAAAGAUUAAACGGAUUUAAAACUUCCUGGGACUACGUACACAGAACACACAGACUCUGCGUCUGAAACUUCUUUAUCUGAACUCUGGAUCUCCUGGAGUAAUACAGGUAAUCAAGAAGUCCUAAGAAAUGAGAGUAAACACUGAAAAAAAUGUUAAAUCAGGACAUUAAUUUGAAUGUGUAUUUAACUUUGUAAUGUAUUUUUAAAUCAGUGCAAUUUUGCUUUUCAUUGAAAGAUGAUUCUGCCACUGUUUUCAAGUACUUGAAGUAUUUUUCAGAUAACUUAAACAAGUAAAGCAAUUACACUAGUCUGGUUUAUGUAUGAGAUUGUAUAAUACUCUUUUUAUAUUUUUCCAUGUAGUUCAUUAUCUAUUUGAACAUACACCUGUUGUAGAAUUGUGUAUAACUGUCCUGUGCAACAGGUGUCUGUGUUGCUGAAACUGUAUGAAUGAUAGUUGAUCAGUAGUAGCCAUAUUUAUUCAAAAAGAUAUCACUACAUGUUACUUUGCUUAUUACGAUUGCACUAUGGAUUAUUCUUCCUCUAUUUCCUGAUGAUGUACAGAAUCAAAAUCUUAAAUCUUUCAAGGAAAGUAAGACAAGUUGAAUUGGCCCAGUUACCCAGUUUAAUUUGUCCUCUUUUGUAGCCUUUGCUAUGCACGGUACUUGUAAAACGUACAUAACUUCUGAGUGUUAUGUUAGACUUGCUGAAAUCUUCUAUUCAGUACCAUUUCUAAAUGAUAACGAUUAUAGAUUGUUAGUGUUCAUGUUUUAUAGGAAACUGGAAUAGAAUAUAUGAUAUAAUCUGGAAUUUGUAGAUGAAAGAAAUAAUGUCUCAAUUCCUGAAUACAAUCCUACUGACUGCUUAAACUGUAAUACCAUCUGACUAUAUCAUGCUUAAGGGCCUUCCAGUUGUUAUUACAACUUUUGCCUUGGAGAGAGAAGAAAUAAAAUUGACUGUACAAAACUGGAAAUUAUGAAUAUUCUAAAACACGACUAAUUUCAGUAGACUGGAUUUAGGCAUGUUUGGUCCUGUAAUUGUACAUUCUGUGAAUUUUGAAGCUCUCUUCUGCUGACUGCAGACUGGGGCUGCCAUUCAGAGGCCUGUGGUAGAUCUACCUCUCAGUGAUGUUCCGACAAUUAAGAAUUAGAUUAAUGGUUAAUAACCAAUUUUGCACCCUUUAUAAGGCCAGACAUUUAAAGGUAUUUGCAAGGCUCCAUGCUACACCUUGGAAUGCAUACUGACCCAAUGAUGCUGUAUAGUAACGUUUAACGUUUACUCUGAAGCUGUGUGUAGGGAAGGGAAUACAACGUGGUUUUUUAACCUUCAUGCUCUGCUGUGUGUUCAGCUAGUUUAAUCCUUUAAAUUGCUUGGAAAAAAAAUAAUCUUUAAUCACUACUCUAAAGCAAAUUAAUUUGAGAAACAAAUCCGUGGCCUUUUGGAAUGCCUUAUCCAGCUGUUGAUCUGCAGGAAACGCUAACAAGAACAGUUUACCCGGCUUUAAAGUACUUUGUAUUUUAGUGGCUUUUUUGGCAGGGCUUCAUUGUAUUGGUGGUCCGAGUGCUCUGUAUUCAGAUCCACUCACCAGAGAAUUGUCAUCCCAUGAAGUGUAGGAGGACCACAUAUUUUAAGCUAUGUGAAGUUUGUGUUGUAUACUUCUAUAUGCAUUUUCAUUUUUAAAGUAUGUUUUAAAUGACAGGAAUAUGUUAACUGCUUUUGUCCAGCAUUAUUUAGCCCUUAGCCAGAAUGGCUUCCAUACCAGUCAAAAGGGAAUGAUUUAGUUCUGUAAAGUUAUUUGAAUUUGCCAAUUUAUUGUUGAGAACUUCUGAUGCGGCACUCAGGUUCAGAGUUGGUCAGAACUGUACUUCAGUGUGGAGCAAGGAACAGAAUUUUUCAUGGACUUUUCUCAAAACAUGAUUUAAGAGACAAAGCCAAAUAGUUCUUAAUACAUGCUUACAGUACGUACUGUAGAGCACUUAAGGAAGCUGUGCGCUGUUUGUAAUAUUUUAAAAUAUAGGUAAUAGACUUUGUGCACACAUUAUUGCUUAGAAAUUCCAUAAUUCCAACAUUGAACUCCUUGAUAUGGCUAGAUUAAUUAGAUCUCAUCUGUGUUGUGUAAUUCUCACACUACAUUGAGUACGGAAAUUCAAAACUGAGAAUGAAACUCCCUAAGUGGUCUGCAAAUAAUGCGUGGGUUUAUCUGCCUUGUGUGCUGAGAAAUCUACUGGAUCAGAUCUGGAGUUCAGCCUUAAUUUUGAAUUGCUUAACUUAGAAUAGAGUCCAAAGUUAAAUAAAAGCUUUUAUUCCAAAAUGUUAAAAUUUAGUAGUGCAUUUUGGUUCUUGUAGUUCUGGAAACUCAGAUAUUUCUCAAACGUGCAGUAUUUCAUCCUGCACAUCAGGAAUUUCCUUUGCUUGGUGGAAAUGUUUUUUAUUCUUUAGCAGGGUUUAGAGAAAAUCUUGCAUAGAAAGUGAAAGUUACUCCUUUGUCCAAAUGGACUCAUUGCUAAUUAAUUGCCAAAGGAGCAUUUUUUUUCCAAAAUGGGCUGGGAUAUGUAUGAUAUUAAGCAAGGUAAUGUCCUUUUAAGCUGUACAAUGAAAAGAAAGAAAUAUUUGAAGUUGACUCACCUCAGUUAAACUAAGAAUUUAGUUUUAGUAAUCCAGUAGGCUGGAUUGCAAUAAUCUAAAAGGUUUCUUUGGAAAAAAUUAUAGUUAAAUUAUAGUUAAAAUCUGAUCAACUACUAGCAAUAUUGAGAUACCCACCUAGCAGUCAGUGACACAAUGAAGAUGAAUCUGUAUUUCCAACAAAUUACCUUUUAGUAAGUGGGUUUAUGAGUCAUUCUUAAAACUGUGUAUGUAAUUUCUUGCACUAGCUACAAAGCAUGGUUUCAGUUUUAGAAGUACAUGUAUCUAUUUUCAAUGGUUUAUUAUGAGGACUGGUUACAUUUUAAUUCCUUCUCUAGUACAAGACCUUGAUUAUUUGAAUAAUGAAGGCAUUGUCUCAAUUUGGCUACUAAAAUUCUUUAAAAGAUCUGAUUUUUCCCACCUAAAGAAGUUUGUUUAGAAACAGAGGAUCUGUAGUAAGAAGCUAACCAAGUGAGAAGUGUCCAGUUAUAAUGGAAACACCUGUACUUUCCCAAAUUCCCUAGCUGCAGACAUGUUGUGUGUAUAACUGCGUUCAUGGAAACUGCCAUUUUCAUGGAAGUGAAUGAGUUAAGCAUUUUUCAUAUCCUUGUUGAUGCACUAAUGAAAGCCAUUUAAGCCUCAUUCUUUUUAUCAGUAUUUUUAGCAGAUUUUUAUGUAGUACUCAAAUCUUUUUUCAUGAGGAGGCUGGUUGGUAGAAAGACUUUUUUUUCUGAUUAAGCACUAUGCUAAAAUGUCAGCAUUGUCAGGUGUUAGUGACAUGGCUAUUUUUAUUGGUGUUGGUGAAAGGUGGAAUCAAAGUUCAUUAGCCUUAUAAGAAAUAGCCUUAAAUAAGAAUGGAGUGUACAAAAUUAUUUCAGCUUUAAGUCAUACAGAAAUAUCCUUGUACGUUAAUGGUUUUGGUACAAGACUGGAAAAAAUCUAGAGGGGAGUCGAACAUCAUAUAAACUUAUUGAAAAUAAGUAUUUGUAAUACCAGCAGCCUGUUUUUCAGAAACUUGAAUAUGACUUAGUUAGUUUUGUUUAUGAAAUUGUUUGAACUUGCACAGUUGUAGGUGUAACUUAAAUGAUAAAUGGUACUGAUGUGUGUAUAUAUAAUGUUUAAUUCUAUUUGUAAAUGAGAAACUAUGUAACAAAAUCAUAGGUAUGAGGUUUUCCUAUUGUAAUUUAAUACAGGUAUGAGGUUUAUGGCAAUAUAUAAUAGUUAAUGAAAUUUCAGGUCAAAAUGUCUUUAAAUUGUGUACAUUUUUAAAUUGUAAUUUCUACUGUAUAUUGAUUAUCAUGCAUAGUGUGAUUCGAUAAAUUGCUUGUAAUUUAAAAAUAUUUAAUAUUAAAAAUAAAAUACAGUUAUAUAUUUAUA